This is a messenger RNA of Lecanosticta acicola, 3831 nucleotides long. Lineage: Eukaryota; Fungi; Ascomycota; Dothideomycetes; Mycosphaerellales; Mycosphaerellaceae. The record is from the annotation of a GenBank genome assembly.
AUGGAAGGCGACUGGAAUGAAGCCGCUCGGCUGACGCUUUCGCCGACGCCCAACCAACCCAACCAAGGGCCUGCUCUGACCACAUUUGCUUUCGAUCCCUCCCACGAGCUGCUCUGGACGGGUACCGAGCAUGUAAGUAGUUGAAGACAUUCGAUUGUUCGCCGUCUCAAUCUCGUCCCGUCUCCAUUCGAUGCCCUUCGUGCCUUGUCUGAUGACCUGCAGGGAAGAAUCACUUCCUACUACGGGCCUGAACUCCAGAAGUACACGUCCUACCGCGGCCACGUGAGUGUAGCUCCACGAACUGCGCCGAGUAGUGCUGCCGUCAAACAACUACUCUUCUGCGACCGAGGCGUCAUCUCUGUGUCCGCGACAAGCGUGCAUCUGUCCUCCCGGCGUGGCUUAACACAAUGGCACACUGGCCACCACGGUAUGCGCGAUUUGCGUUGCAUGAGCUUCACCGGCCGCGACUCCAAGGAACUAGUAGUCGCCGGCUGUCAGACUCUCAUGUAUCGCAUUGAUGUGGAGAGGGGAGACGUUUCCGAGGCAAUUACGUCCCAGAGCCCAGUUCCAUACACCAUGAUGCGGCUUGCCGGCCAGCAUAUAUGCGCUGCUGCCCAUGAUGGCUCCAUCCAUCUACUCGACUCAAAAACACUUUCCAUUACGCACAGCUGGACACCGUACGCGGGCAACGUCAACGACAUGGACGCGAGAGGCGACUAUCUCCUCACGUGCGGCUGGUCACAAACCCAGUAUCACGGUCUCACUCUGGAAAGAAUGGUUCGAGUAUUCGAUCUAAAGACCGGCAAACCUGCACCGCCGAUUCCCUUCCACCAAGGUGCUGCUUUUGUGCGCAUGCAUCCAAAGCUCUCAUCUACAUGUAUCAUUCUUGCACAAAGCGGAUUGCUCCAUUCGAUUGACAUCCAGAACCCUGACGUUCCGAGUAUAAAAUACAUCAAUGCAUGGCCCGAUUCACAGUUCAGCGGUCUAGAGAUGAUGCCUUCGGGUAAGGGCUUCGGAUUGUCUGAUACCACAUCCAUUACACUCUAUGGUUCCGCCUCGAAGCUGCAAUUCACCGAGAACUCCAAACCAAGCCCAUUUGCCGAUCCAGCCAGUCCCGCGAAGCAGCUGGAUUGGUCGAAGAAGACACCACUGAACCAGAUUGGAAUGCCAUAUUACCGGGAACCGCUGUUUUCUGGGUGGCCGAACAGGCUCCUCCAUCAAGUCGGUCUACCGCCUGCUCCACCUGGAAACGUGGUGCAUGACGAGAAUUUUCGGCGAUUUGAGUACGGUAGAGUCGGCCCAAAUUCACGGAAAGGUAAACGCAACGAGGCAGCAGACAUCAAGUCUCAGCAAAACUCAGCAGACUCUCUCAAGGUAAACGACGAAAAUGCAUUGAAUCCGAGGCAAGAUUCUGAUCUAUCGACAGACGCCCAAAUUCUUGAGCGAAAAACUCCGGGAAGAGAACUCGAAAAAUGAACAGCGACGUAUGAGCGAGGAUCUCAUCAAGGCUCUGGAUACAGCCAGGCUAGAUGGAGGCUCGACUGCUGAUGCAAAAUUUCUCUACCGAGUAGUAGAGAUCAAGUAUAGUCGGUUCGGCGUGGAAGAUUUCGACUUCCGAUACUACAACAAGACCAAAUACGCUGGCUUGGAGACGCACAUCGUCAACUCAUACGCCAACUCGCUGUUGCAAUUACUACGCUUCACCCCAACCGUGCGAAAUCUAGCCCUGCAUCAUACAGCGCGCGACUGUCUGCUGGAUAGUUGCUUGCUCUGCGAGCUGGGUUUCCUGGUUGACAUGCUUGAGAAAGCGAGGACACCGAAUUGCCAGGCCACGAACUUUUUGAAGGUCUGCAAAGCUCAAAUCUAUCAGGACGCUUUACAAAUCGUCGGGAAGGUGCCUGCAAAGGAGACUUAAUUGCUGACUCUCACGCUAGACACUCAGCCGACAACCCGAUGCCGCCGGUCAAAAUGUGUUAGAAGAGCAUGCUGCCGGCACUACUCUGAGCGGCAUGCUACAGAAUCUCAGUAGAUUCUUGUUUCAAAAGUUCGAGGUGCGUUGGACUUUGAAAUUACAUGAAGUGUCUUGCAUGCUCACGCCAAGCACAAAAUGUCCAAGAAGCCACUCGGAUGUUGAUUGCUGACCCAUUGAAAAGCACAAUUAUAGGUGGGUCUUCCCAGCGCUCGACUCCUUCCACAAUGAGUUUGGCACGAUGGGUUUGGAAAAGACUCAGUGUGCGCAUUGUCAAUACCAAAGCAGAAGCGAAAAGGUUUGGUAUACCCACGACCUCUGGUACCCUCCCAGGCCGAAUAAGGUUCGGCAUGGUUUUCGACAGACGUUCUCGCAGCUCCUCAAGACAUCAGUGGAGCGAGCGAGUACGCAUCGAGGGUGGUGCCUGAGAUGCAAUGGGUACAAGCCCAUGGCGUCGAAUCGAGAGAUCCACUUUCUGCCUUCGACGCUCGUCCUGAAUGCAGCUGUCACCAUGCUUUCGCACUCGAGGGAUGUUUGGGCUCAGCGCGACUUUUUACCAAAGGAGAUUGGCAUCAUUGUUAACAACGGUCGGUUUUUCUGCUAUGAAGGGCAAGAUUUGCAGCUUCACAUCCAGCGAGGCCAGUUCAACAUCAUUGUCUACGAGCUUGUUGGAGUCGUCUCGGACGUGAAGACGGGCGAGAACGAGAAGUCACAUCUCGUCGCGUCCAUCGACGUUGGAAUUGCCGAUCGAGAUCCGUCCCAAACAGGCAAUUGGCAUCUCUUCAACGACUUUCUUGUACACAAUAUCUCGACCGAGGACGCUUUGUACUUCAAUCCGUCCUGGAAGAUGCCCUCUAUCAUCACUUAUCAGGCAAAGGGAAUGUGCCACCGGGUUGACCACAGUUGGAAGAACGCAAUCGAUACCAGCGUUUUGUACCGCAGUCCAAUGCAGCCCGCCCUGUCACCCUCCUACCAAUUCCGGCCUCUCUCGCAAGAAGAGCCACUCCCUGGUGUCAGCUCUCAUGUCGGAAUUGACGCCGAAUUUGUACGACUUCUGCGCGAAGAAAUCGAUGUCCACGCGGAUGGAUCGCGAACCAUGACACGACCGGCCCGAUCUGGGUUGGCAAGAGUAUCAGUGCUCAGAGGCGAUGGCCAUGACCAGGAACUGCCUUUCAUUGACGACUAUAUUGCGACUGAUGAGCCCAUCGAUGACUACCUGACGCAAUAUUCCGGCCUCCAAGAAGGCGACCUCUCACCGGAAACAAGCGGCUUUAAACUCGUCGGCCUGAAAGAAGUCUACAAGAAACUCUGGGUUCUGCUAAAUCUAGGUUGUUCUUUCAUUGGACAUGGCCUGUCGAGCGAUUUUCGGAUCAUCAACAUUCAUGUUCCCGAAUCACAAGUCAUUGACACACAGGAGCUCUUUUCCCUUGGAUCUCGCGGACGACGGAAGCUAUCCCUGCGUUUCUUGGCUUGGGUGGUCUUGAAAGAAGAAGUGCAGAAGAACGCGGACAUGGGACAUGACAGUAUCGAAGACGCGAGAACCGCACUCAAACUGUGGAGGAAGUAUCUCGAAUUCCAGAAUGCAGGAGUCCUGGAGACGAUUAUGGAUGAGGUGUGGCACAAGGUAUGUUUUGCCGUUCUCGGCACCCAAAAGACCGUGAAAGAUGUCGCUAACAAGUUUUUCUUUUCUUCCUGCUCUAUAGGGACGAUCAACGGAUUUCAAAGUCCCCAUGGACCACCACCACCACAAGGAUCGACGUCUGCCGGAGACUCCCAAUGCCAGUGCGCCGGGGACGCCUCGUCCGGCCGCGCGGUUAUCGACCCCGGCACGCUCGGAUCUGGGGAGUCCUUCGAAGCAUUAG